AUGCUCAGGCGUAUGCAGACACUGGUCCGAGUACAAGCCCGAGCACGUGCAAGUCGAACACUCAUGUCAGACUCACCACAUUCUAGCAGAAAAUCCUCCCUAUCUCACCACCCUCUCCCAGAAAGUCCUGACAAAAUUGGAUACCAACCCCGUGCUUGUAGCAGCAAAUUUGAUGGACCCUCAAUACUGAAGAGAUGCGGUUCAAAUUCAAAUGUAAGGGAUGUCGUAAAUCUAGACAGAAGACGGCUGGCGUCAGGUUGGUUAGACCGGUGGAUGGAAGAAAGUGCGCGGAACAACCGCCGAGAUGCUUCACUGAGAUAUGAGCAAGCAGAUGACGUAAGGGGUGACAAGAUACUUGAAGUAGAUACUUGGAAGCCUCACUUGGGCUCCCAACGUAGACCCCAAACCUUUCAAACAGCACAUCAUGUUCUGACUUCAAAUCGUUACAACCCAACCUUCAUGACAUUUGACUCUCCAUCAAAACAUUCGAUGAAGGAACCGAACCCGAUUCCAAACCAAGCUUCUAUGGACGUCUUAUCACUGAGCUCUCUGAAAUAUGCUAUAGCAACAGAUGAAGCAGCUUUUAGGACUGCUGAGAACAGCCCACAAGCAUUUUCUGCCUCCUCUAGACCUGGAAGUAGUGGUAGAAGAGGUCAUCACUUCACGCCAGCAAGGAGUGAAUGCUCGUGGGGUUUCAUUAAUGGGUAUGCAGGUUACCCCAACUACAUGGCUAACACGGAAUCAUCCCGAGCUAAGGUCAGGUCACAGAGUGCCCCAAGGCAAAGGCUUGAGUUUGAGAAAUAUGGUUUGACCAAAAAGUCUGUUCAGGAGUUUUGGGAUGCAGGAACUUGUUCAGAUACUAGUUUUGCUCAAGAUUCCGACUGCCGGAAUAAAUCAGUGUUUAGCUCUAGCCGCUUGAACAGACUUGGGAGUGCCAGUCCACGGUGA
Messenger RNA from Prunus persica (peach), 948 nucleotides. RefSeq lists its product as uncharacterized. The coding region runs from base 1 to 948 and encodes 315 amino acids. The transcript has 3 exons. The record is from RefSeq and is a predicted model, not a curated record. Lineage: Eukaryota; Viridiplantae; Streptophyta; Magnoliopsida; Rosales; Rosaceae.